This is a messenger RNA of Fusarium redolens, 1071 nucleotides long. RefSeq lists its product as uncharacterized. Gene Ontology annotation, molecular function: protein kinase activity; ATP binding. NCBI's taxonomy places the organism in Eukaryota, Fungi, Ascomycota, Sordariomycetes, Hypocreales, Nectriaceae. The record is from RefSeq and is a predicted model, not a curated record. The transcript has a single exon. Bases 1 to 1071 code for a protein of 356 amino acids. Gene Ontology annotation, biological process: protein phosphorylation.
AUGAGCGGUCCUUAUCAACUAACAGUGAUUGACAGAGUCGAGGUGCAUCUAAUCUCCAUGCUCAGAGAAGACGGUGCAUACAUCGUCUUCAGUCUCAACGACAACAUGAUAUCCGUGUGCGUAUCCCCUCACAAAAGCCUAAUUACACAAGCUUUUCCUUUUCUAAGAACAAAGAACGACCGUCUUCAAGAUCACUUCGUCAAGACUUUCAUUGAGGGUGUUCAAUCACGUAACCGCGAGGAAUAUGAGCAGGCAAGGACAAACUGUCUUAAUGUUAUCCUUGCGGCUGGAAGGCAUCAUUUCCCUCAGUGGACAUCCUCUCCUGACAAGAGUGCCGACUGCGAGAAGCGUCUGAGCGACCUUUUAUUCCCUCAGGUGAUAUACUUUCGCCUUGAGGCUGCCAAGGGCCGCGCAACUAUUGUGCCCAUCAGCCCUGACGAUGUAAUGAGCCGGGUCGUUAUCGAUCCUGUUCUUGAUCGUGGUUUAGUGACGCCGGUCUUCAACCUUGGCCUUCCGUGGUUUACGCCCGAGCAGAUCAUAGUUAAACAAAUCUUGUACACUGGCGCCGCUUAUGCCAUUGCCGAGGUGCAGGUAGUCAACAGAAAAGAAUCAUUGCUCUGCAAGGCUAGUGGUUCACCAGGCGGCGGGAUCCCUGGUCCCAGCUUGCGACGCGAGGCAGCGUGUCUUGGCAAGAUCCUCCGAGCAUUCUCAAUCCCCAAAGACAUACGACUUCCUCGCCUGUUUGGCUACGUUUCGCACAAGGAUACAAAGGAGAUUAUCGGGUUUCUUCGCCAAUGGGUCCCUGGACGCAAACUCAGUGAGAUCGAUAUUACGAGCGUUGAAGAAGAGACUCGACAGAAAUGGAUAUCUCAAAUUCGUGAAACUUUUGACCAGCUUCACAAGAAGGGAAUUGUAUGGGGUGACCCACGACCUGGAAGCGUUGUUAUUGAUGAGAAUGGUGAUGCAUGGUUGACUGAAUUCGCAAGGGGAUGGUGGAAGGAUAUGGAGAUGAAGGAGACGAAGGAGGGGGAUGAACAUAGUCUAGCUGAGGUCAUCGAAUUAUUAAAGUGA